This is a messenger RNA of Acanthochromis polyacanthus (spiny chromis), 1217 nucleotides long. Its product is annotated as Golgi apparatus membrane protein TVP23 homolog A. The coding region runs from base 130 to 735 and encodes 201 amino acids. Gene Ontology annotation, cellular component: Golgi membrane. The transcript is spliced from 7 exons. Gene Ontology annotation, biological process: vesicle-mediated transport; protein secretion. Lineage: Eukaryota; Metazoa; Chordata; Actinopteri; Pomacentridae. The record is from RefSeq and is a predicted model, not a curated record.
AUCUGCCUCUCCAAAUAUAAUUUUUUCCUCAUGUGGAUGUAAAGGAGGAGGCACAGUGUCGCUGUCGGUCUUAUUUCACUGCAACACCUGCCUCAUUCCAGCCCUUUGAUGCAGCCACGCUUCUCCUAAAUGACGAUGGCGGAUGACACUGAGGAUGUUGAGCUGGACUUUGCAGCUGACGAGCAGGAGAGGGCGCGGAGAAGCGCAGUCAUAAGACACCCUCUGGCCUCCUUUUUCCACCUCUUCUUCAGAGUGGUGGCCAUUGUUGUGUAUCUGCUGUGUGACUGGAUCAGCAAGAGCUUUGCGUCAUGCUUUGUCCUCAUCAUCGCUCUGCUGUCUUUCGACUUCUGGUCUGUGAAGAAUGUAACCGGGCGGCUGUUGGUGGGGCUUCGCUGGUGGAAUCAGAUCGAUGAGGAUGGAAGGAGCCUUUGGGUGUUUGAGGCCAAAAAAGAGUCCCGGGGCAGUUACACUGGAACAGAGGCAGAAGCUAGAAUAUUUUGGCUUGGCCUGAUCAUCUGUCCUCUCAUUUGGACAUUCUUCUUCUUCACCUCCCUCUUCUCCCUGAAGAUUAAAUGGCUGUCACUGGUGGUCGCCAGUAUUUCCCUCCAAGCUGCUAACCUCUACGGCUACCUUCGCUGCAAGGCGGGAGGGCAGGACGGCCAACCUCCAGACAAACGCUCUUUCUCAGGACAGCACCUCCUCCAGCGUCCAGACAUCAUCUUUGGGAUUCUGUGAAGGUUACCUCCUGCACCUGUGCUGCACUUUGUGUGGAAGAUAAAGAUUCAGAGCUGCCUCAUCCCCAGAAUUUCCUGGAACUGCACCUUUACUUGACUAGCUUUGUGUCUUGUGCAUGCCUUUGUUUCAUGCUGUGGACUGUUUAUUUCACACAUCUGGCUAUUAUGUGCAUAAAGGAGAAGUGCAUUUUACACUUAUUGCUGCUGGGUGACCUCCACAUAUCUGCAAUUUAUGAAACGAGUAAAAAUUAAACAGAUUUUAAACAGCCGUCUAAAAUGCGUGAUUGAAAAUGUUCUGUAAUUGUAAAACGAGAAAUACUGUUUGAUGAAAAUGAACUGCAAUCUGGAGGUUUUUGUACUUUAGGGUUCCACAUAAUGUACAUAUAUAAAUAAAUGCGUAAAAGAGUGUGAAAACUAAUAAACAGCCAUAGCUAGAGAUGUCCAAUAUUGGCUUCUUGGCCAGUAAACAAUGUGCUGAUAUUG